This is a messenger RNA of Menidia menidia (Atlantic silverside), 1932 nucleotides long. The record is from the annotation of a GenBank genome assembly. Lineage: Eukaryota; Metazoa; Chordata; Actinopteri; Atheriniformes; Atherinopsidae.
UUUGAAGAGAUAUAGUUCUAACCGAGCUUUCUGUCCACAGAGUGGAGCCUCCGGUACCCUGCACAGCCAGCUCCAUCCAGGAUUUCUCCGCCUGAAUUCCUUACCUCGUUGCAAGCGGCUGAAGAAGCCACGCUUCGGUCUGAGUUUCCCCAUCAACAGACUCUUUGCUGGGUUGGGAUUCCGCGUAGAACCGAGAAAAUGACACAUUUUAAUAAGGGACCAGCUUACGGACUGUCUGCCGAAGUGAAAAGCAAAAUUGCCCAAAAAUACGACCCACAAAAGGAGGACGAGCUCCGCUUCUGGAUCGAGGAGGUCACGGGGAUGUCUAUUGGAGAGAACUUCCAGAAAGGUUUAAAGGAUGGCGUCAUUCUCUGCGAUCUGAUCAACAAGCUGCAGCCUGGCUCUGUAAAGAAAAUCAACCUCUCACAGCUGAACUGGCACAAGCUGGAAAACCUUGGGAAUUUCAUAAAGGCCAUCCUGGCCUACGGCCUAAAGCCCAGUGACAUCUUCGAGGCCAACGACCUGUUUGAAAACGGGAAUAUGACACAGGUCCAGACCACGCUGCUCGCACUGGCUAGUAUGGCAAAGACUAAAGGAAUGGACACAAAGAUCGAUAUCGGCGUGAAAUACGCAGACAAGCAAGCUCGACAUUUUGAUGAAGAGAAGAUCAAGGCUGGGCAGUGCGUGAUUGGAUUACAGAUGGGAACAAACAAGUGUGCCAGUCAGGCUGGAAUGACGGCGUACGGGACCAGGAGACAUCUAUACGAUCCAAAGACUCAGACCGACAAACCCUAUGACCAGACCACCAUCAGCCUGCAGAUGGGAACCAACAAAGGAGCCAGUCAGGCGGGCAUGUCGGCCCCCGGGACCCGGCGGGACAUCUUCGACCAGAAGGUGGCGCUGCAGGCCCUGGACAACUCCACCAUCUCCCUGCAGAUGGGCACCAACAAGGUGGCGUCCCAGACGGGCAUGAGCGUGUACGGCCUGGGCCGGCAGGUCUACGACCCCAAGUACUGCGCCCCCCCCACCGAGCCCCUCGUCCACACCAACGGCAGCCAGGGCACCGGCACCAACGGCUCCGACAUCAGCGACUGUGACUUUCAGGCCGAGUUCACCGAGGACGAGUUCCACGGAGGCUACCACAAAGACUACGACUCCCCCUACCACGACCAGAGCAUCGACUACUAGUGGACACCUCCACCCCCAGGGCAGUAUUACGCAUAUUCUACCCACCACUCAACAGAGCAAGCCUUUUGCGUCCCAGUAGUCGUUUUUAAUCCCUCGAAACGUAGAAGACGUCUGUGUCUGGCUGGUCUUCUUCGACUGGACUCUGAACAGCAAAGGUCUUUAGAGGUUGUAGUAGACUAGAACCAGAUGAAGAAAUAGCUCAUUUGAAAGCAUCAUUGUCAAUAUUAACUUCUUUUUUUUUUUUUAAGUAUCGAUGUAAUAUUAAAUUAGUGAUCAUGUUAAACUGUCAUGAAGUCGAACACAUGAAAAUAGUACAUUGUAUUAUUUUGAAUUUCCUUUUAUGUGAAGGUUAAUCCUUCAAGAAGUCUCCAACAGUGAGCUGAUUUUACCACCUCUUCAGCUAUUUCUCUGUAUUGGUUCUAUAAGCCAGUUUUAAUCGUGCUACAAUUCCUCUUAUGUUUCCUUUUGGCUAAUAACUAGAUUUUUACUCUGUAACUGAUCAGAUAUGUAAAUACUGAUGACUGCAGCCCAUAUAUUCCAUAUGAUUAAACUUGAGCCAAUGUCCAGACCAAACGUUUUUUUUUCUAAGCUGUAUUUAUAGCAAUAAGUCUUUGUAAGACAUUCCACUAUUUUACGAUCAACAAUAAAAAUGGUAUGUUUCAAUAUAAAGCCUUAAAUUCCUUUAUUCUGAAAACCUGCUUGCACAGCGCUUUUGAUUGAAACUGACUCACAGUCCUGCUUGAG